This is a messenger RNA of Macrobrachium nipponense, 4713 nucleotides long. RefSeq names its product glutamate-gated chloride channel-like. The record is from RefSeq and is a predicted model, not a curated record. Gene Ontology annotation, cellular component: synapse; plasma membrane; neuron projection. The coding region runs from base 365 to 2101 and encodes 578 amino acids. The transcript has 18 exons. NCBI's taxonomy places the organism in Eukaryota, Metazoa, Arthropoda, Malacostraca, Decapoda, Palaemonidae. Gene Ontology annotation, molecular function: transmembrane signaling receptor activity; chloride channel activity; excitatory extracellular ligand-gated monoatomic ion channel activity. Gene Ontology annotation, biological process: chloride transmembrane transport; regulation of membrane potential; chemical synaptic transmission.
GUUCCGAAAAGCCAUAUCGAGUUGUGUACUCCACUGUAUCGUAUUAAGAUAAACUUAUUUUUUGACUUAAAUCCUCACAGGCGAAUAUUUUGGUUGAAAUUUGUGCUUAAAAGGUGAAGUAUUACAUAAAAAGAGCUACAGAACAUGAACCUAUGGGGCAGAUGGACUCUCCUGGGACGGAUGCCACAGGUGGCUUGAAGCAACAUACUCGAAUGUACAUCAGAAGCUGAAAAUAAAACCCACAAAAUCGACUCUUUUUGAUGCACGAGCGCAUGUUAACAAACGCCAAAACGAGCUCGAACGCGAUCAUAACCUGAGGGCGUUUUGCUUUUGAUGACGUGAGGACCUGCUGUUGAAAGGUCUGAUGGCAACGACGAUGGGGCGGUCACUAACUCCUCUGCUUUUUAUUUUGCUCAUGUGUGUUUUCGGGGGAUCUCCGACACCACAGUAUGGGUCGCAGUAUAACCACAACAACUACGGAGGCGCAUCACCGUCCCCACAGUAUGGGAACAGAUACCACAAUAAUUAUGGGUACCCGAGACACAUCCCUCCCCAAACGACGGAGCCGCCCCACGUCAAUCAUAGAACUCGAGAGAAGAUGCUGUUGGACGAGAUCUUGGGCAACGGUACCUACGACAGGAAGAUCAGACCUUCUUCCGUGCACAAGAAAGGUGAGGCAGAGUUGCACAAGACAGCUGAAGAGGGAGACUUUACUACCGUCAUCAUCAACAUCAUGAUCCGAUCUAUAAACAAAAUUGAUGAUUACCAUAUGGAAUACAGUGUGCAGAUGACGUUCAGAGAACAGUGGAAUGACGAUCGAUUGAACUACAGCAACGAAGAAGUAUUAGGAGCAGGUAGACAAGGGAAGAUCAACUACCUUACGCUGACAGAGACGGAUAAGAUAUGGAUGCCAGACCUCUUCUUCAAGAACGAGAAGACGGGCCACUUCCACGAUAUCAUCUUACCCAACACUUACAUCCGCAUCUUCCCCAACGGCGACGUCCUCUACAGCAUCAGAAUCUCGCUGACUCUGUCCUGCCCCAUGAACUUGAAGCUGUAUCCACUGGACACACAGGUGUGUCAGCUUCUGAUGGCUUCUUAUGGAUGGACAACAGAGGACCUCCUGUUCCUAUGGGAGAAAAACGAGCCCAUCCAGGUCACCAAAAACCUCCACUUGCCCCGUUUCACCCUCGAGAAGUUUAUACCCAAAUACUGCAACAGCAAGACUAAUACAGGCGAGUACAGCUGCCUCCAGGUCAACCUCAUCUUCAAGAGGGAGUUCUCCUAUUACCUCAUCCAGUACUACAUACCCUGCUGCAUGUUGGUCAUCGUGUCCUGGGUCUCCUUCUGGCUGGACCAGCAUGCGGUGCCCGCUCGGGUCGCCCUCGGGGUCACCACUUUGCUCACCAUGUCCACUCAGAACGCUGGCAUCAAUCAGAGUUUGCCUCCCGUGUCCUACACUAAGGCCAUAGACGUGUGGACGGGCGUCUGCUUGACGUUCGUCUUCGGAGCCCUGCUGGAGUUCGCCCUGGUCAACUACGCCUCCAGAUCGGACAUGCACCGCGACCAGUACAAGAGAAACCACAGGCACUGGGAGGAGGAGCACGCCGCCUGCGAGGCCACGGCGAGCCGGAUCAACCGGAGGCACUGGGACGAGGACAACCCUUCGGCCUGCGAAGCAGCCUCCAUGAUCGCCUGCCCUCCCGACCGCGGCGAGGGAAGCUACGGCGGCGGCCACGGCAGGGAGUUCCACCACGACAACUUGCACUCACCGGAUAACGACGGGCGGAUCCCGGACUAUCACGGCAUCGUGCGAGAGAGGGUGAUUUUAAUGUUGCAGAUGGAAAAUGGAGUUCCAGCAUUUGCCAUGCGUCCUCUGGUGCCCCCAUUCAGAGAAGGCGGACCGCACGGCUUGAGAUCCUGCGAGGUCCAUCUGCAGGGACCUUCCGUCAGCUGCUGGCGCUCCUGGUUGGCCAAGUUCCCCACCAGAAGUAAGCGCAUUGACGUCAUCGCCAGAAUCACCUUCCCGCUCAUCUUUGCCCUCUUCAACGUCGCCUACUGGAGCGCCUACCUGUUCCGGGAGGAGGACAAGCAUCGCUGAAGACGUCGGGACCUCCUGGGAUGUCCCUUCAACCCAGCUGUUUUUAUGUUACUUAACGUUAUUUUUAUAAGGCGGCAGAGAUGGCCACUACCAAGGUCUAAAGAAUACCGUAUUCUUUAGACUUUGGCCACUACGAGAUGUCGUGUCCCGUUCCUUUUUGCGCGUUCGGAAAGGAAACGUAGAGAGAGGGCUUACCUGACUAUCGUUCAAUAUUCGGUGUGUCAUGACAGGAGGGCUUUUACAGAAUGUCAGUUUUCUCAGACUUCCAGUUAUACUCAGACAGGGUGUCAUACCAAGCCCUUAUACUUUUGAUAUGAGAUUACCAAAUCACCGGCUUAUUUUUGCACGUGACGUCAUCCACUAAACGAUGUAUACAAGGCUUGUUAGAGGUUAAGAAUUGUGCUUGAAGAGUUAUUAGUCAUGUUUCUAGGAGUAAGAAAGUAAAGUGUGUGUAUGACGUGUUUUUAUCUAUAUUAAGGUUAUAUUGCGAGCUCCUCUUUAUCAAUGCAGACUUGUUUCCAGUUAUUUUUUUGACAGAGAGUACAACAUUCACUUCGCGGUUGUAACCCAGUAUUUUACUUUUCAUUGAUUGCUUUUUUCAGCAAAUUCUCUAUUUCAUGCAAGCAGCCACUUGAUCACAAAGUAAUGAAAAUUGGAAAACAUGAACAGUAGUAAGGAGGUGCCCUGGGUGUCAGGUUUCAACUUCAGCGGGAGUAUAAUGGCAUUAAUUAUUAUGUGUGAACGUGUUUGUAUAAUAUACUUGUGUAAAAACCUAGAUUUACCAAAAAAGAAAAAAAAGAAAAAACUUGAAUAUUAGUUGGUUCCACAAUAUUCGAGAAAUGAACACAAAGGAAUAUAUCAAAUUAAAGGCAAUUUAUUUAUUGCAGCGUGAUAAACCGUGACAAGUGUUAAAAUAGUUAUUACCAAGAAACUCUUAGCAUCAUUUUUGAAUUUUCCUACUCAAAUACAGUACAAGAGGAUAAUUUGCUUGAGAACCUAAUUGGUCCCUGUCAUUUAAUUUUAGUCUUUCACAAUUUAAAAAAAUCCAGUUCCGGGUCCAGACUCAGUACCUCACCAGAGUGUAUUCAAUUUCCCAUGAAAUAUCGACCUUAAAUCAACUAAAAAUUCCCUCAUUUAGUUUUGAUCUAAGCCUGCCAGUAGGCAAAUCCAGCGCUUCUCUUCCCACUGAUAUUCAUGGGACCUUAUGCCAGCGACUUCUGUCCCUUCUUGUUUGUCACCAUCCACUGACGGACCAGUCCCACAUUGCUUAACUUAGGAGAUCGAACAACUAAUGUGUAGAGACAACGUUUACUUACAAGGUGAUUCCAAUUUUCUAGCUUGCAUUCAUGUUGGUGAAAUGUCGUUCCAGAAAUAGGCCAUUAUGACUAUUCAUACCAGAUAAAUGUAGUCACGGUUUUUUAAUUAAAUGCAUCAGCGAAGGAUUUAGAAACGCAGGGAUACAUGGUUUUAAUCAUGUCUACUUGAUUUUCAUUCGUGUACAAACCCUGAAUUUUUAAAAAAAGAAUCAUAUUUACAUAAGAAUGACUAUGAACGCACAUUUGUUUGCGAUUUAAAAAUGACUUUGAACGCAUGAGAUUCGUGCAUGUAAGUACACUUUUGUUUGCGAUUUGAAAUGAGCUUGAAGAUCUGUUGAGCGCACUCAGCGCUGUUCGGAAUCGUUCCAUAAUCCAUUCGUGGUUGUUCGCAUGUUAGAAUAUUUUCAUACAAAAAUCAAACUAAUGGUUGCGGGUUUCGCCUUUAGCAAAGGCAGGCCAAUCAGUUCUUCCAACCAGCGAUCUGGAAAAUCUAUAUUUUCUUUUGGGGCGCAGGCAACGUAUUUUCUUUCAUUUGUUUUGGCCCAACCUGUAUUUUACGUAACAUGGGACUCCAUUGGAUAAUGUUGCCCUUUUUCAAUGGCGAACCGUAUCGAUAAACCUCCCUUCUCUCUUUUUUUGUGCAUUAAUGAUACUAACAGACGCUUGAUUUGCACUGAAAAUCCUCUUCAUGUAAAUCACUCUCCCGUAUACAUGUAAAUACAGUACCCAGGGUAAAUCCAUUUUUUUUUAAUGUUAAGUGUUAUACAGCCUUGUUAAGACUUGUCCGGAGCGCUGCAUGUUUAGUCAGUAAGAGGAAUAGUGGCCCCAAGGCAUCCGAAGCAGACAAUCAAACAUUGACCUAUGUAGCUUGAAGCAAAAUUAGUUCAUAUAUUUUGGAAAUCGAUUAGAUACUUCAAUCUCUCAGUGAGUAUGAGACAGCAUACUUCACUUGGUAUGCUUUACCUCGUUCGAAAAGCAGCGUAGAUAUAUUUUUUCAUUGUUUUUUUUUAAUACCAGAAGAUUAUUAAUUCUCAGAUAUUAUCUUGCCAUGAUUCGUAUUGAGGGAAUAUAUUUUUACAUUUUUACUACAAAUAUUCAUGCCAAAUGUCUGAAACAUCUAGAUAGUUACUGCUAAUCAUGUAGUCUAGUUCACUGCAAUUUAUAGUUGCUUUUCAUGAAAUCUUCACCUUUCAUGAGAAUAAUUCAGUUUUUCUGGUCACACCAAGGUAAGAAAACCAUUUUUGUUAACUUUAAAAAAAAACCAAAAUUAUUAAUUGUUAUUAUUAUUAUUAUUAU